Messenger RNA from Osmia bicornis bicornis, 1756 nucleotides. RefSeq names its product NEDD8-activating enzyme E1 regulatory subunit (gene APP-BP1). Gene Ontology annotation, biological process: ubiquitin-dependent protein catabolic process; DNA damage response; protein neddylation. Gene Ontology annotation, cellular component: cytoplasm; nucleus. The coding region runs from base 89 to 1705 and encodes 538 amino acids. The record is from RefSeq and is a predicted model, not a curated record. The transcript has 8 exons. Gene Ontology annotation, molecular function: ubiquitin activating enzyme activity; NEDD8 activating enzyme activity. NCBI's taxonomy places the organism in Eukaryota, Metazoa, Arthropoda, Insecta, Hymenoptera, Megachilidae.
AUAUAUGGUGUGUGUUAAAUCCAAGUGUGAUAAACCAUUCUUUUAAAAUUAAAUGUUAUUACAGAAGUAGUCUAACAAAUUAAUCCUAAUGGCAUCACCAGCUCCCAAAUCACCAGAACAAUCUGAGAGAAGUAGGAAAUAUGACAGACAAUUAAGAUUAUGGGGUGACCAUGGUCAGGCAAUGCUAGAAGCAGCCCAUGUCUGCCUCAUAAAUGCCACAGGUGUUGGAACAGAAAUUCUAAAAUCGUUGGUACUUCCAGGUAUAGGAGCAUUUACAAUUGUAGAUGGUAAAAAGAUAACCAAUGAAGAUAUUGGAGCAAAUUUCUUUUUAGAAGCAGAUAGUGUAGGAAAAUCAAGAGCUCAAGUUGCAACUCAAAUGCUUUUGGAAUUAAAUUCUGAUGUGAGAGGUGAUUACAUUGAUGAGGAGCCAGAACAACUUUUGUAUAAUAGCCCAGACUUUUUCAAUAACUUUACUGUUGUUGUGGCCACUUCGCUUACAGAAAAGUCUCUAAUCCUUCUAUCCCAAAGAUUAUGGGAGUUGAAUAUACCUCUAAUAGUAUGCAGGAGUAUAGGAUUUAUUGCAUACAUGAGAAUUCAAGUGAAAGAACACACAAUAAUAGAAACGCAUCCAGAUAACGAAACUCCCGAUCUACGUUUAGAUAAACCAUUCGAGUCGCUAAAGCAUCAUCUGGAUUCAAUAAACCUUGAUGAAAUGAGUUUCAAGGAUCAUUCUCAUGUACCGUAUUUAGUAAUAUUGUACAAAUACUUGCAGAAAUGGAUUUUAGAAAAAGGAGAAUUACCGAAAACAUACAAAGAGAAGCAACAGUUAAGAGAAAUGAUAAAAAAAGGGAUAAGAAGGGACGAUAAUGAUAUAGCGAAUAGUGAAGAGAAUUUUGAAGAAGCUAUAAAAGCUGUUAAUACUUGUAUAGGUCCUACAGAGAUUUCAGAUAGCGUAAUGAAUAUUCUGAACGAUAAUCAGUGUAUUAAUUUAACAGCAAAGAGCAGUUCAUUUUGGAUAAUUGCAAAGGCGGUAAAGGAUUUUAUUCAGAACGAAGGAGGGGGAUUAUUGCCACUGAAAGGAACUUUGCCAGACAUGAUUGCUGAUACUGAAAAAUAUAUAACGCUUCAGCAAAUUUAUCAUAAACAAGCGGCAGCUGACGUGGAAGCAGUAUGGAGACGUACUUUACAAUUAUUAAGGCAAUUGGGGAAAUCGUCGGAUUCUAUUUCUGAGAGAGAUGUUAAAUUAUUUUGUAGGCAUGCCUCUAAUAUACACGUGGAAAGGGGAACGCGUAUUGCGGAUGAAUAUGAUUCUAAAACCUUCGACGCGAGUAAUAUAGUGCAAAGUUUAGAAAAUCCGGAAAGUAUGAUGAUUUACUACGUGGUUCUCAGAGGAGUUGAAAAAUUCCAAACGGAAUAUAAUUCAUAUCCUGGUGAAUUUGAUGACCAAGUAGAACCUGACAUCGUUAAACUCAAAGCAUGCAUUACAAAACUGUUGAGCGAAUGGGGAUGUGGACCAUUAGCAAAGGAUGACUAUGUCCACGAAUUUUGUAGAUUUGGUGGAUCAGAAUUACAUUCAGUAUCAGCAUUUUUAGGUGGCCUGGCAGCCCAGGAAGUUAUCAAAUUUGUUACGAAUCAGUACAAACCGGUUCAUAAUACUUUCAUAUACGAUGCAGUUACAUCAAACUCGGGAACGUUUUUCUUUUAGUAAUAAAUAUAUUUCUGUAAUAAUUAAGAAAAUAUACGGUUUUAUAGUUUA